Molecule: messenger RNA, 2338 nt
Organism: Colossoma macropomum (tambaqui)
Lineage: Eukaryota; Metazoa; Chordata; Actinopteri; Characiformes; Serrasalmidae
Product: zinc finger protein 850-like
Exons: 3
Coding region: 212-2107 (631 amino acids)
Biological process (GO): regulation of transcription by RNA polymerase II
Cellular component (GO): nucleus
Molecular function (GO): RNA polymerase II cis-regulatory region sequence-specific DNA binding; DNA-binding transcription activator activity, RNA polymerase II-specific
Source: RefSeq, a predicted model, not a curated record
GUCGUUGGAGGCGCUAGUUCUAUAACGGUGGUUCUCCACAGGCGAUAAAGAGGAGAAGAAGAAGAGCUUCGCGGUACUAGAGAAACAGGAGCUGAUCUGCUGAAGAAUCAUCUACUGCUGCAAGUCUCUUGCUCCUAGUGAUCACUUUCCAUCUAAUAUUCGAAUUACCCUUUAAAAACUGCCGAAAUAAGAAAAGAUUGGAUGUGAGAAUAUGGUGUCCAGAAGCUCCAGUACUCAAAAAACAUCUGAUGUGCUUCACAAGAACACACCUCGCAGACCAACACAAAAGAUUUCAGGCAGAAAAAGAACUUGCCACUGUUCAGAGUGUGGAAAGAGUUUUAUUAAACGGAGUGAUCUCCAAACACACCAACGCGUUCACACAGGAGAGAAACCUUAUCACUGCUCAGACUGUGGAAAGAAUUUUACUGUACAUGGUAAUCUCCAAAAACACCAGCGCAUUCACACAGGAGAGAAACCGUAUCACUGCUCAGAGUGUGGACAGAGUUUUAGAGACAGUAGUACUCUCAAGAAACACCAGCGCAUUCACACAGGAGAGAAACCAUAUCAAUGCUCAGAGUGUGGAAAGAGUUUUGCGAGAUGGGGUAGUCUCCAAGUCCACAGGCGCAUCCACACGGGAGAGAAACCGUAUCACUGCUUAGAGUGUGGACAGAGUUUUUCUCUACAGAGUAGUCUCCAAGCCCACCAGCGCAUUCACACAGGGGAGAAACCGUAUCACUGCUCAGAAUGUGGACAGAAUUUUAGAGAGCGUGGUACCCUCAAGAAACACCAGCGCAUUCACACCGGAGAGAAACCGUAUCACUGCUCGGAGUGUGGGAAGAGUUUUCGUCAGCAGAGUAGUUUCCAAAAACACCAGCGCAUUCACAAAGGAGAGAAACCAUAUCACUGCUCAGAGUGUGGAAAGAGUUUUACUACACGGAGUCAUCUCCAAACACACCAGCGCAUUCACACUGGAGAGAAACCAUAUACCUGUUUAGAGUGUGGACAGAGUUUUGCUGUACAAAGUAGUCUCCAAACACACCAGCGCAUUCACACAGGAGAGAAACCAUAUCACUGCUUUGAGUGUGGGAAGAGUUUUAGAGGAAGUGGAGACCUUGGAAAACACCAGCGCAUUCACACAGGAGAGAAACCAUAUACCUGUUUAGAGUGUGGACAAAGGUUUGCUAUACGUAGUAGUCUCCAAAAACAUCAGCGCAUUCACACAGGAGAGAAACCGUUUCACUGCUUUGAGUGUGGGAAGAGUUUUACAGAAUGUGGUACCCUCAAGAUUCACCAGCGUAUUCACACAGGAGAGAAACCAUAUCGGUGUUCAGAUUGUGGAAAGACUUUUUGUCAGCAGAGUGGUCUCCAAAAACACCAACGCAUUCACACAGGAAAGAAACCAUACCGCUGUUCAGAGUGUGGAAAGAGUUUUACUAAACGGAGUGAUCUCCAAAGACACCAGCGUAUUCACACAGGAGAGAAACCGUAUCACUGCUCAGAGUGUGGACAGAGUUUUACUGUACAGAGUCAUCUCCGAGCACACCAGCGAAUUCACACAGGAGAAAAACCGUAUCACUGCUCAGAGUGUGGACAGAGCUUUAGUCAACAGAGUAGCCUCCAAACACACCAGCGCGUUCACACAGGAGAGAAACCACAUCACUGCUCAGACUGUGGACUGAGCUUCAAUCAACAGAGUCAUCUCCGAAGACACCAGCGCAUUCACACAGGAGAGAAACCAUAUCACUGCUCAGAGUGUGGAAAGAAUUUUAGUCUACAGAAUAAUCUCCAAAGACACCAGCGCAUUCACACAGGAGAGAAACCUUAUCACUGCGCAGAGUGUGGACAAGAUUUUAGAGAAAGUGGUGCCCUCAAGAAACAUCAGCGCAUUCACACAGGAGAGAAACCGUACCACUGCCCAGACUGUGGAAAGAGUUUUACUACACAGAGUGAUCUCCAGAUACACAAGCGUAUUCACACAGGAGAGAAACCCUAUCACUGCUUUGAGUGUGGGAAGUGUUUUACUAGACAGAGUCACCUCCAAACACACAAGCGGAUUCACACAGGAGAGAAACUAUUGGAGCAUUCCAAUCAGAAGGCAGCUGUCUAAGUAGGCAGCAUUCUAAGGCAGCAUUUGUGCACUCCCAAGACAAGUGCCGUCCCAUUCGGAAGGCAGCUGCCUUCUAAGGUGCCUUAGUUUUGACCAAAUCUGAAGGCAGCAUUGCAUGUAUCCUUCUCAGCAAAGGCGAUCCCACAAUACCUUUCACCCGCUGAGAGUUCCAUCGCUCCGGUCUGAUCAACAUGGUGGACGAAGCAGACGUUUCUGCCAAUCGAGGAGUAG